This is a messenger RNA of Bombus impatiens (common eastern bumble bee), 1376 nucleotides long. RefSeq lists its product as uncharacterized. NCBI's taxonomy places the organism in Eukaryota, Metazoa, Arthropoda, Insecta, Hymenoptera, Apidae. The transcript is spliced from 2 exons. The coding region runs from base 1 to 864 and encodes 287 amino acids. The record is from RefSeq and is a predicted model, not a curated record.
AUGAAGAUUAUUCUGCUAUUGUUGCCGAUCUCGUGGCUGGCUAUGUGCCUGGCGACACCAUUGGAGAAGCUCGACAAGAUUAGCGUGCUCGAGCAGCAGUCUGUGACGCUCACGGAUCGGGCCAAAUACGAGGAAGAGUUGCUUCGAAAGCUUAACUCCAAGUGCUCGCAAAACGACAUGAGCAGCUGCGUGAUGUUGAAGUUGGUUACCUACAUGAACAAGCUACUGAAGAAGGCGUCGAUCGAGCUGACAGACGAUAUCGAGAUCAGAAAAACCAGCCAAGCCUCCGAGGAGGUGAUUACGUUCGAAGCUGGCAGAAGCAACGACGAUGAGUCUGAGGUCCUCGACCUUGUCGCCAACAAGGUGUAUGCCUUCAUCAAGUCUAGAAGUAUCAAAUGGAGAAUUCUACCGGAAGAUGACGUAGUUGUUUCUGCUUCGGAGGAUGAGAACGGAUCGUUGAAUCUUGGCUUGUCCAUCGAAAGGGCGGACAAUAUUCCAGUGCAGGAUGGUCGCGGAAAGAAGAACAAUAACAUGGGUCCGUUGAUCGCGGCGGCGGUACUGAAGAUCGGUCUGAUCGGUGGUCUGGCCUUCAAGGCGCUCGCGUUACUUGUCGGCAAAGCGUUGCUCCUUUCCAAGAUCGCUCUUUUACUGGCCGGUAUAAUCGGUCUGAAGAAACUGUUCUCGCAACAGAAGCACGUGACUUACGAGGUGGUCGCUCAUCCUCAUCACACUUCCAGUCACACGUUGGAUCAUGGACACGGGGACAGCUAUUCCAGCGGCUGGGCCAGAACUUUCCAUGGUCAAGGUCCGAUUUCCGGACAGACAGACGCUCACGAUCUAGCUUACUCGGCGCACGCGAAGUGAGUCGAGGUGUUAGACCCGUGGAUUCGAAUUCGUGGUACCUGAUGACACCGUCUGCUAUCUCUCAGACCUUGUCAGAUCCACUGAUUCUUGCCAACACUCUCUUGCAGUUAGAUUCAGUAUCUAAUUCUUCUCUGUCACUCUUUUUUCUAUCUUCUUCAUUUUUUUUAUUCCUCGUCUCUCGAACUUUACCUUCCUACUUGGUCUAUUCUUCUACCUUUUUCAACGGUGAUCUUCCUUUCUUGACUGUGGACGGACAAUAGACAUAGACGGCAUGCAACACAGUGUACUUUGGACAAAAAGAACUUAAACAAAGAUUUCGACUAUUUAAUGGAUUGCUUAAAAUGACACGAUGGCAUAAUUCGUGUGUAUUUGUCGUUCUAUUGACUUCUAGCGAUGAAUCGCAUACUCACGAACUAUUAGAAAGUCGAAUCACGAUCGUAGAUAACUUACGGACGAACGAGACGCUCCCAUAGAGACGGAAAAUUAUGGACACGCGAAAAAGGACUGCUGCA